Salarias fasciatus (jewelled blenny) is the source of this 1443-nucleotide messenger RNA. RefSeq names its product piggyBac transposable element-derived protein 4-like. The coding region runs from base 1 to 1443 and encodes 480 amino acids. The record is from RefSeq and is a predicted model, not a curated record. Lineage: Eukaryota; Metazoa; Chordata; Actinopteri; Blenniiformes; Blenniidae. The transcript has 4 exons.
AUGCAGCCCUACAGCACUCAGAAGGCUUUGGACUUGAUCCUGAAACAAGUCAACCCCUGUGACUCAGAGGGAGAAGAUGUAGACCUUCAGCUGAAUUCAGACUCUGAAGUUUCUUCUGAUGAGACUUCAUCCCCACCAAGAAAGAGACGCCAUCUGGAAACGCACACUGGGCCGACAGAGGCGGCAAAAGACGGCGCAGUGUGGCGUGAAGAGCCGGUGGGGAGGCCUCUCCAUUUCACCCCUGUCGAAGCCUACGCCACUGAUGGAGAGCCAACGGCUGAGGCCAAGAGAAAUGUCGGGAGUCGCCUUCAGAGCUUCCUGUGUUUCAUCACAGUGAAAAUGCUCCGCGUCAUCCAACAAUGGACUAAUCAACAUGCACGGGAAACAGAGGAUGAGAACUGGUUCAUGAGCCUCCAUGAACUGAUGGCAUUUAUUGCCAUUCUCAUCUUGCAGGGGGUGACCAAGCUUCCAUCGAUGAGUGACUACUGGUCAGAAGAUUUGGGAAACAGAAAAAUCAUGGAAAUUAUGUCCCGAGAUCGAUUUAAAGACAUCAUGCGACACCUGCGCUUCGAUGACAAGUCCACCCGCAAAGAGCGAGUACAGACUGAUAAGUUUGCAGCCAUCUCCAGUGUGUGGGGAUCGUUUGUCACCAACUGCGUCACAUCCUACAACCCUGGUCGACACAUCACCAUAGAUGAACAGCUUUUCCCCACGAAGACUCGCUGCCCUUUCUUGCAGUACUCUGCAACCAAACCGGACAAGUGCGGGAUCAAGUUUUGGGUGGCUUGUGACUGGAAAUCCAAGUACGUCUGCAAUGUCCUCCCAUACCUCGGCAAGGACCCCAGUCUUCCCAGUGGAGACAGACUGUCUGAAGAUGUGGUGCUGCGCCUCAUGGAACCGUUCCUGGACCAGGGCAGAAAUGUUACAGUGGACAAUUUCUUCACUUCACUGUCACUUGCCCAACGACUGCUUAGCCGGAACACCACCCUCCUCGGCACAGUCAACAAAAAUCACCGGGAAAUUCCUCAAUCUGCCAGACAGACGGACCUCAAACAGUUCACCACUCAGGUGUUUUCGACCACCGGUGCCACGCUGACGGUGUACGCUCCCAAGCGGAAGAAGAGCGUCUACCUUCUCAGCAGCAUGCACAGUGAGGUUCAGACGGAGAACACCACCAAGAGGGAGACAAACACCGUCACCCUCUACAACACCACAAAGUGCGGCGUGGAUGUGAUGGACCAGACGGUGCGGGAGUUCACAGUCCGCAGAGGAACACGGCGCUGGCCAGUCGCCGUGUUCUACAACAUGAUCGACAUGGCGGCGCUGAAUGCUUAUGUUCUGCGUCAGGCGUGCACCGGGGAGAAGGAGAGACGGCUGGACUUCCUGGUGAAACUCGCAAAGGAGUUGGCGAACUCUUAUAAUGGAAACGCCAUGGUUAUGUGA